Molecule: messenger RNA, 5307 nt
Organism: Solea solea (common sole)
Lineage: Eukaryota; Metazoa; Chordata; Actinopteri; Pleuronectiformes; Soleidae
Product: titin-like
Exons: 1
Source: RefSeq, a predicted model, not a curated record
CCAGAGAAACCUGACAAGCCGGAAAAACCAGACAAACCCGACAAGCCAGAGAAACCAGAGAAACCUGACAAGCCAGAGAAACCCGACAAGCCGGAAAAACCAGACAAACCUGACAAGCCAGAGAAACCAGAGAAACCUGACAAGCCAGAGAAACCAGACAAACCCGACAAGCCAGAGAAACCAGACAAACCUGACAAGCCAGAGAAACCUGACAAGCCAGAUAAACCUGACAAGCCGGAGAAACCGGACAAACCUGACAAGCCAGAGAAACCAGAGAAACCUGACAAGCCAGAGAAACCUGACAAACCUGACAAACCAGACAAGCCAGAGAAACCUGACAAGCCAGAGAAACCCGACAAACCUAACCAGCCAGAUAAACCUGAAGAGCCAGACAAACCUGACAAGCCAGAGAAACCAGACAAACCUGACAAGCCAGAGAAACCAGACAAACCUGACAAGCCAGAGAAACCUGACAAGCCAGAGAAACCAGAGACACCUGACAAGCCAGAUAAACCUGACAAGCCGGAGAAACCGGACAAACCUGACAAGCCAGAGAAACCAGAGAAACCUGACAAGCCAGAGAAACCUGACAAACCUGACGAACCAGACAAGCCAGAGAAACCUGACAAGCCAGAGAAACCAGAGAAACCUGACAAGCCAGAGAAACCCGACAAACCUAACCAGCCAGAUAAACCUGAAGAGCCAGACAAACCUGACAAGCCAGAGAAACCAGACAAACCUGACAAGCCAGAGAAACCAGACAAACCUGACAAGCCAGAGAAACCAGAGACACCCGACAAGCCAGAGAAACCCGACAAGCCAGAGAAACCAGAGAAACCUGAAAAGCCAGACAAGCCAGAUAAACCUGAAAAGCCAGACAAACCUGAAAAGCCAGAUAAACCAGAGAAACCUGACAAGCCAGAGAAACCAGAGAAACCCGACAAGCCAGAGAAACCCGACAAACCUGACAAGCCAGAGAAACCAGAGAAACCUGACAAGCCAGAGAAACCUGACAAGCCAGAGAAACCAGAGAAACCCGACAAGCCAGAGAAACCAGACAAACCUGACAAGCCAGACAAACCUGACAAGCCGGAGAAACCAGACACACCUGACAAACCAGACAAGCCAGAGAAACCUGACAAGCCAGAGAAACCGGACAAACCUGACAAGCCAGAGAAACCAGAGAAACCUGACAAGCCAGAGAAACCUGACAAGCCAGAGAAACCUGACAAACCUGACAAGCCAGAGAAACCUGACAAGCCGGAGAAACCAGACAAACCUGACAAACCAGACAAGCCAAAGAAACCUGACAAGCCAGAGAAACCAGACAAACCUGACAAGCCAGAGAAACCCGACAAACCUGACCAGCCAGAUAAACCUGAAAAGCCAGACAUACCUGAUAAGCCAGAGAAACCAGACAAACCUGACAAGCCAGAGAAACCAGACAAACCUGACAAGCCAGAGAAACCAGAGACACCCGACAAGCCAGAGAAACCCGAGAAGCCAGAGAAACCAGAGAAACCUGACAAACCUGACAAGCCAGAGAAACCCGACCAACCUGACAAGCCAGAUAAACCUGACAAGCCGGAGAAACCAGACAACCCUGACAAACCAGACAAGCCAGAGAAACCUGACAAGCCAGAGAAACCAGAGAAGCCUGACAAGCCAGAGAAACCCGACAAACCUGACAAGCCAGACAAACCUGACAAGCCAGAGAAACCAGACAAACCUGACAAACCAGACAAGCCAGAGAAACCUGACAAACCUGACAAGCCAGAGAAACCAGACAAACCUGACAAGCCAGAGAAACCAGACAAACCUGACAAGCCAGAGAAACCAGAGAAACCUGACAAGCCAGAGAAACCUGACAAGCCAGACAAACCUGACAAGCCAGACAAACCCGACCAACCUGACAAGCCAGAUAAACCUGACAAGCCGGAGAAACCAGACAAACCUGACAAACCAGACAAGCCAGAGAAACCUGACAAGCCAGAGAAACCAGACAAGCCUGACAAGCCAGAGAAACCAGAGACACCCGACAAGCCAGAGAAACCCGACAAGCCAGAGAAACCAGACAAACCAGACAAACCUGACAAGCCAGAGAAACCAGAGAAACCUGACAAGCCAGAGAAACCAGAGAAACCAGACAAACCUGACAAGCCAGAGAAACCAGAGAAACCAGACAAGCCAGAGAAACCUGACAAGCCAGAGAAACCAGAGAAACCUGACAAGCCAGAGAAACCCGACAAACCUGACAAGCCAGAGAAACCAGACAAACCUGACAAGCCAGAGAAACCAGACAAACCUGACAAGCCAGAGAAACCAGACAAACCUGACAAGCCAGAGAAACCAGAGAAACCUGACAAGCCAGAGAAACCUGACAAGCCAGAGACACCCGACCAACCUGACAAGCCGGAGAAACCAGACAAACCUGACAAACCAGACAAGCCAGAGAAACCUGACAAACCAGAGAAACCCGAGAAACCUGACAAGCCAGACAAACCUGACAAGCCAGAGAAACCAGACAAACCUGACAAGCCAGAGAAACCAGACAAACCUGACAAGCCAGAGCAACCAGAGAAACCUGACAAGCCAGACAAACCUGACAAGCCAGACAAACCCGACCAACCUGACAAGCCAGAUAAACCUGACAAGCCGGAGAAACCAGACAAACCUGACAAACCAGAUAAACCUGAAAAGCCAGACAAACCUGACAAGCCAGAGAAACCAGACAAACCUGACAAACCUGACAAGCCAGAUAAACCAGACAAACCUGACAAGCCAGAGAAACCAGAGACACCCGACAAGCCAGAGAAACCCGACAAGCCAGAGAAACCAGAGAAACCAGAGAAACCUGACAAGCCAGAGAAACCAGAGAAACCUGACAAGCCAGAGAAACCAGAGAAACCAGACAAACCUGACAAGCCGGAGAAACCAGACACACCUGACAAACCAGAGAAACCUGACAAGCCAGAGAAACCAGAGAAACCUGACAAGCCAGAGAAACCCGACAAACCUGACAAGCCAGAUAAACCUGAAAAGCCAGACAAACCUGACAAGCCAGAGAAACCAGACAAACCUGACAAGCCAGAUAAACCAGACAAACCUGACAAGCCAGAGAAACCCGACCAACCUGACAAGCCAGAUAAACCUGACAAGCCGGAGAAACCAGACAAACCUGACAAACCAGACAAGCCAGAGAAACCAGAGAAACCUGACAAGCCAGAGAAACCCGACAAACCUGACAAGCCAGACAAACCUGACAAGCCAGACAAACCUGACAAGCCAGAGAAACCAGACAAACCUGACAAGCCGGAGAAACCAGACAAACCUGACAAACCAGACAAGCCAGAGAAACCUGACAAGCCAGAGAAACCAGACAAACCUGACAAGCCAGAGAAACCCGACAAACCUGACAAGCCAGACGAACCUGACAAGCCAGAGAAACCUGACAAGCCAGAGAAACCUGACAAACCUGACAAGCCAGAUAAACCUGACAAGCCGGAGAAACCAGACAAACCUGACAAGCCAGAGAAACCAGACAAACCUGACAAGCCAGAUAAACCAGACAAACCUGACAAGCCAGAGAAACCAGAGACACCCGACAAGCCAGAGAAACCAGAGAAACCAGACAAACCUGACAAGCCAGAGAAACCAGACAAACCUGACAAGCCAGAUAAACCAGACAAACCUGACAAGCCAGAGAAACCAGAGACACCCGACAAGCCAGAGAAACCCGACAAGCCAGAGAAACCAGAGAAACCAGACAAACCUGACAAGCCAGAGAAACCAGAGAAACCUGACAAGCCCGAGAAACCAGAGAAACCAGACAAACCUGACAAGCCAGAGAAACCAGAGAAACCAGACAAGCCAGAGAAACCUGACAAGCCAGAGAAACCAGAGAAACCUGACAAGCCAGAGAAACCCGACAAACCUGACAAGCCAGAGAAACCAGACAAACCUGACAAGCCAGAGAAACCAGAGAAACCUGACAAGCCAGAGAAACCCGGCAAACCUGACAAGCCAGACAAACCUGACAAGCCAGAGAAACCAGACAAACCUGACAAGCCAGAGAAACCAGACAAACCUGACAAGCCAGAGCAACCAGAGAAACCUGACAAGCCAGAGAAACCUGACAAGCCAGACAAACCUGACAAGCCAGACAAACCCGACCAACCUGACAAGCCAGAUAAACCUGACAAGCCGGAGAAACCAGACAACCCUGACAAACCAGACCAGCCAGAGAAACCUGACAAGCCAGAGAAACCAGAGAAACCUGACAAGCCAGAGAAACCUGACAAACCAGACAAGCCAGAGAAACCUGACAAGCCAGAGAAACCAGAGAAACCUGACAAGCCAGAGAAACCCGACAAACCUGACAAGCCAGACAAACCAGACAACCCUGACAAGCCAGAGAAACCAGACAAACCUGACAAGCCAGAGAAACCAGAGAAACCUGACAAGCCAGAGAAACCUGACAAGCCGGAGAAACCAGAGAAACCUGACAAGCCGGAGAAACCAGACAAACCUGACAAGCCAGAGAAACCCGACAAACCUGACAAGCCAGAGAAACCCGACAAACCUGACAAGCCAGAGAAACCAGAGAAACCUGAGAUGCCAGAUAAACCAGAGAAUCCAGACAAACCUGACAAGCCGGACAAACCAGACAAGCCAGAGAAACCUGACAAGCCAGAGAAACCCGACAAACCUGAGAAACCCGACAAGCCAGAGAAACCAGAGAAACCUGACGAGCCAGAGAAACCAGACAAACCUGACAAGCCAGAGAAACCUGAAAAGCCAGAGAAACCAGAGAAACCUGACAAGCCAGAGAAACCCGACAAGCCAGAGAAACCAGACAAACCUGACAAGCCAGAGAAACCUGAAAAGCCAGAGAAACCAGAUAAACCUGAAAAGCCAGACAAACCUGAAAAGCCAGAGAAACCUGACAAGCCAGAGAAACCAGAGAAACCUGACGAGCCAGAGAAACCAGAGAAACCUGAAAAGCCAGAGAAACCAGAUAAACCUGAAAAGCCAGACAAACCUGAAAAGCCAGAGAAACCUGACAAGCCAGAGAAACCAGAGAAACCUGACGAGCCAGAGAAACCAGAGAAACCUGACAAGCCAGAGAAACCCGACAAGCCAGAGAAACCAGACAAACCUGACAAGCCAGAGAAACCUGAAAAGCCAGAGAAACCAGAUAAACCUGAAAAGCCAGACAAACCUGAAAAGCCAGAGAAACCUGACAAGCCAGAGAAACCAGAGAAACCUGACGAGCCAGAGAAACCAAAGAAACCUGAAAAGCCAGAG